Gorilla gorilla gorilla (western lowland gorilla) is the source of this 2276-nucleotide messenger RNA. RefSeq names its product cilia and flagella associated protein 99 (gene CFAP99). Lineage: Eukaryota; Metazoa; Chordata; Mammalia; Primates; Hominidae. The coding region runs from base 260 to 2200 and encodes 646 amino acids. The transcript has 16 exons. The record is from RefSeq and is a predicted model, not a curated record.
GCCCAGGGCUUGGCGUCCCGGGCCGCGCCGCGGCGCUGUGCAUUGUGGGAGUUGUAGUCCACCCGAUGGCGCCGGAGCGUGCCGCCGGUUGCUAGGUGACGACGCCAAACAGCCGCGGCGUCCUGCCUACCCGGAGCUGACGGACGACGACUGCCAACACCUUAGCCCCAGCUGGCCCAGGAAACUACUGCGGUGGCAGGUGGCGGCGGCAGGAGGGCUCGGCUGCCCCGAGCGCCCGCCAGGCUUCUGCCCUAAGAAGAUGGCCUGCUAUGGAAAAUGCAUUGAAACUGUGAUCGAGCAACUCGACAAAUUUACACCCAAGAGGGACAACCCUGAGCAGUUCCUGGAGGCUGCGGCCACCUCCCUGCAGGCUCUGAGCCCCCAGAAGCAGAGCUUUGUUCUGGAGGUUCUGUCUGGGUGCCUCGAGUACCGGAAGCUGCUGACCGUCGUGGUGGAUGCCUUCUACGUGGAGGAUGGCCGACUCUGCCUGCGGGUUGACCACAGCCGCUUCGAGGUGAUCUGCUACCUAGCCACAUUCCUGCUGGAGGAACUCGGCUUCCAGCUGUUCUGUAACAUCAUCAAGUCCCAGCCCGUGGAUAAAAUGUGCAAGUUCCUCAGGUUCUUCUUCAACCCCCUGCACCUGUGCUCAUGGAUCAAGGACGAGUGGAGCCUCAUCUACGAGCCGGCCCACGUGAAGGAGAACUGGAUCGAUCCCCUGAUGAGAUGGCAGCCAGAGGUCCAGGAGCUGAUCAACCACCUGGAGGGCGUGUCUGCCAGUCAAUCCUCUCCUUUAAAGACCAAGGCCAAGGUCACAGAGCCCAAGGAAUUCAACCUGACUGCCCCCAGGCCCCGCACCAUUCCAGCGCCCGAACCAGUCCCGGUCGUGGCCAAGCCGAGACCCGUCCCCCAGAGCACCUACCAGCCACCCAAGGAGCAGCAGCAGCUGGAGACAGUCAAGAGGUACAACCGCCGAAAGGCCGAGGAGCUGCUGCUGAGGGCAAACAUGGAGGAACUGCGCUGCGCCAUGCCCAGGUCCUGCAGGGAGCGAGUGCAGGGCUCCAAGCAGCAGCUGCGGCUUCAGAUCCCACCCCGAAUCCGAAAGACUCCGAAGCUGACCUUCUAUAGGCCCGACAACAUCCUGGUCAAGCUGAACACCACAGCCAUCCUGCGAGAAGGGGCCUUGUACCAGCGGCAGGUGGAGCAGGAGCUGCAGAGGGUUGAUAAGCUCGUGGACGGGGCUGGGGACUUCUCUGAGUUCUUCGAGUGGCAGAAGAAGAUGCAGGCGAAGGACCGGGAGGAGCAGCUGGCUGCAAGCGAGUGCCGGCGGUUGCAAGGGAAGCUUAGCCAUGAGGAGGCCGUCCUAGCCCGGCAGAGCCUCAUGCAGGAGAACAAGCAGAGGGUGGAGCAGCAGAAGGAGCAGAUGGCCAAGCUGAUGCUGCAGCGUGCAGAGAGACGGCUCCGGGAGGACAGGUCCAGGAAGGAGCUGGUGGAGCAGGUGAUAGAGGGGCAGAAGAACGCCAAGGCGGCCCAGACGAAGCUCGCGAAGGGCCGACAGCAGACAGUUCAGGAGGCGAUUGAGGAGAGUAGGGGGCUGCUGCAGCGCAGGGCGCAGGCAGCCCAGGAGGAGCAGCGGCGCCGUUGUGAACUCAUCUCCCAGCUGCGUGCACUCGAGACACAGCCCACGCGCAAGGGCAAGCUCGUGGACCUGACCCAGAUCCCCGGCUACGGCCUGGAAGGAGAGAUGUCCAUAGUGGAGCUGCGAGAGCGGCUGGCCCUGCUCAAAGAGAAUCAGCGGCGCAAGGAGGAAGAAAAGCGGGAUCAAAUCAUUCAGGGCAAGCGUGCCAAGAGCCAGGAACUGCAGAACACGGUGGAGCAGAUCUCGCUGUGCCGUGCAGCCAUGGGGAGAUCCGCAGCCUUGAGGUGGGAGGAGGAGAAGGCCCUUGCGGCGGCCCCGGCGGCGCCCUCGCAGGACGAGCGCGUGCAGCAGCUGCGGCGCAGGAUCUCGGAGAGGGCGGCCGAGCGCAGCAGGCAGGCGGCCUUGCUGCACGUGUCAGCGCCGCGGACAGCGCGCCCCAAGCCCCGGGCGCAGCUAGAGGCGCAGCACUGGCUGGAGCUGGAGCGGAGCCGCGAGCGCAGGCUGCAGGCGCUGCAGCAGGGAGGCUCAGGACCCGGGCCCGCGCGCCGCCUGGAGGCCGCCUGAGCCGGGCCGAGCGCGCCCCACCCGCUUGCGGGCCACCCCCUACACCCACCGCCCCAAUAAAGCGUGCGGCCCGCGG